AUGCAGUACCUCCGCCUUUUCGUCUUUGUCGCGCCACUGGCGUUGGCGUCAAAUGUCACUCCAGUGCAGAAGGUCAUCGACAUGAUGGAAGACAUGAAGGAGAAAGGAACGAAGGAGAUGAAGGAGGAGCAGGUCCAGUUCGCGGAGUUCUCCCAGUUCUGCGAGUUGACCUUGGCCGACAAGGCACGGUCCAUUGGCGAUGCCACGGACAAGAUCGAGACCUUGGAGGCGGAGAUCGCGCAGGCAGGCAGCGAGGCGGAGCGGUUGGGCGCCGAGGCCGCGCAACACGCAGCGGAGGCGAAGGCGGCGCAGGAGGAGAAGAGCGAGGCCACUGAGGUCAGGAGCAAGGAGCGAGCCGACUUCCAGACAACCCAUCAGGACUACACUGAGUCCAUUGAUGCCAUUGGUCGAGCCAUGAAGGCAUUGAAGGAGAAGAAGGAGGUGUCCUUAGCGCAACUGGCUGCCACGCGCACGCGCGUCAGCCGCAUGCCAACUGAGGUGGCGGAGCAGAUUGAUGCACUUCUCGCUACUGCCAAGGAGGAGCCAAGCCUUCUUGCCGAAGGAGGGAGUCAGGCACCAAAGGCGAAGACCUAUGAGUUCCAGUCAGGUGGUGUCAUCUCUAUGCUGGAGAGCCUGCAGGACAAGUUCGUGGAUGAGCGCAACAGCUUGGAGUCAGAGGAGCAGGCUUCACCAGCCGGUCCAGCCGGGCCGAAUCCUGCCAGCAAGGCCAAGAAACACGCCUACGAACUCCUGGCCCAGCGUUUGGAGGCGCAAUCUGUGCAGUCUGACAAGGAGGAGCAGGAGAAGACCCAGUUCAAGGCCAAGAAGAUGCAAACCAAAGCCUCCAGCACUGCUGAGUUGGAGGAGACCAAGGCGGAAAAGGAGUCGGAUGUGAAGUACUCCACCGAUUUGAAGGCCACUUGCGACAAGAAGGCCUCUGCUUUCAAGGUACGACAGCAGACGCGCAAAGAGGACCCCAGGGCCGCACCCCAGAACUGCGGAACGGUGCAGGAGUUGGAAGCGAUCAGCAAGGCCCAGGACAUCAUCAGCGGCGGUGCGGUGAGCGGCAACGCCAAAAAGCACCUGCCCAGUUUGCUGCCGCUUGGGCAGCAGAAGGCCGUGUCGGCGUUGGCCUUCUUGCGAUCCGAGCAUACUGAGACCGGUCGUGGUCAACGUGGGCAGGACCAGGUGGCUCGCUUCCUUCAGCAGAAGGCCACGCAGCUGGACGUGGCGGCCGAUCCCUUGGCCAAGGCGCUGAAGCUGAAACGCUGGGGCUGGGGGCCUGGGAAGGUGAAGACCAUGAUUGAGCAGCUGGUGGUGAAGCUCAACGAACAGGGCAAGGCGGAAGCCACCAAGCAGGCCUGGUGUGAAACUGAACUCUCCACCACGAAGCAGACCCAGGACGCCAAGAGCGAUGGGGUGGAAUCUCUCACCGCCGAGAUGGACCAGUUGAAGGCGUCGAUUGCCAAGUUGGGGGAUGAGACCACGACACUGGCAACGGAGCUUUCGGAGCUGGAGGCGGCCAUGACCAAGGCAGCAGACUUGCGCACGAAGGCUGGGGCCACGGCGAAAAAUGGAGGUGUGAAGGAGAAGGAGAAGAAUGCCGUGACCAUCAAAGAAGCCAAGGAGGCACAAGAGGCCGUAGCGCAGGCCCUGCAGGUGCUGAAGGAGUUCUACGCCAAGGCCUCCGAUGCCACGGCUCUGGUGCAGACGAAAGAGCGGGCGCAGCGGGCGCAGCCGGAGGUCUUCGGAGACGAGCAGCUCGGGCCUUACACUGGCAUGGGUGGCGAGAGCGGUGGUGUCAUCGGCAUGAUGGAGGCCUCUGGAUCCCUGAUUGCGGGUGAAAAUUCCACUUUCUUUGGGCCCUUUUGGGCACAGAUUUUUCUUUUGGAGUCGGUGAUCGAGAGCGACUUUGCGCGUCUGGAGGCGGAAACCACUUCCGCGGAGGAGGCGUCCAAGAAGGAGUACGAUGAGUUCAUGGAGGACUCCAAGAUGGACAAGGCCAGCAAGGAAGCUGCUGUGAAGCAGAAGACCAGUAAGAAGAGCAACGCGGUGGCCGAUUUCUGCGCCGGUUGUGCCCAAGAGCUGAGCGCGGCCGAUGGUGACUUGCAGAAUACGCAGAAGGAGUUGGAUGCGGCCAAUGCCUACUAUGAGAAGUUGAGGCCUGACUGUGUGGACACAGGAAAGUCCUAUGCCGAGCGCAAAGCGCAGAGGGAACAAGAAAUGAAGGCAGAUGGGGGACCUCAAAGAAGCCUUGGAGAUGUUGGAGAACGUCUAAGGACAAACAUCUACAAGAACAUCUGGCUCGGGGGCUUCUUUGAUUACGACAAUGUCAAGAACCUCGACAAUGUCACCGUGGUCAGCUGCCUUGGCAAAACUGGUUACAAGCGCGAUGGAGCAGCCUCUGGGUUUGCAUUAGCUUGUGAGUCGGGCUGCUGGGGAGGAGUGGUGGACCGACGAUUUGAAGGUCAAAUCGUGAAGUAUUUGAUGGACAAGGGCUUCGGCUUCAUCAGGUGUCAGGAGCUGCGACAAAGAUUCCCUGAUCGGGAUAUUUUUGUGCAUCAAAAGCAGCUGGGAAACUUCAAAGAGGGCGAAAACGUGAGCUUUGGGGUGUGGCCGCCUGGGCUCAGACUUCUGAUUUCCAUAUUUUUUGUCGGCCCCCAGAUCUUCGGACAUGUUCAUGCCGCCAUUUUAUUUAAUAACCAUUUUAUCAUAUAUCUUCAUAUAUCAUCAUAUAUCAUCAUAUAUCUAAUUGAGCAUAAUUGA
Molecule: messenger RNA, 2766 nt
Organism: Cladocopium goreaui
Lineage: Eukaryota; Dinophyceae; Suessiales; Symbiodiniaceae
Source: the annotation of a GenBank genome assembly